This is a messenger RNA of Astrephomene gubernaculifera, 645 nucleotides long. Lineage: Eukaryota; Viridiplantae; Chlorophyta; Chlorophyceae; Chlamydomonadales; Astrephomenaceae. The record is from the annotation of a GenBank genome assembly.
GAUUGUAAUAACAAAAGGUUUAUAAAGGUUAAAAGCAACACGUAGCUUUGACAGCAUCAACAAGGAGGUUGUGCUGCGACGAUGCAAGUCCCUUGUUCGUUGCGUAAGGGCACGCUGCCGCCCGCUGUGCCAUGGCGCAACCCUAAGCCGCUUGGAAGCGCUAUUAAAAUAUGUAUUAGCCCUGCAUCGGGAGCCUUCCUCCGACCGGGCGGUUUCUGCGCGAGAGCAGCAAGCGUCGCCGUUGUAGCCCCAACGAAAUCCGCAGAUACCACCCUGGGGAAAACCCUAACUGAGUCAGCUGCGCCGGGCCAGGAUCUAGAGGCCCUCGCGGAAGCCGCGGGCGUUCAGAAAGAGGUUCGAUGCGGCCCGACGCCGUUAGGUCGCGGGCUACUGGCGACAAGAGCGCUGGGACCGCAGACCAUUGUAUCCGUUCCGCUUCAUAACGCCCUUGUGAUCACGGAUCAGCCCCUCUCCGGGAUCUCUGUGUUUGGAGAUCGCUGCCUUGCGGAGUGGCAGCGCCAACACGCCACCCUGCCACAGCAGCUGCAGGACUUUGUCACAGGUGGGCAGGGAGGCGGGCAGGUGGGUAGGCAGGGAGGCAGAUUGGCUUGCUACCUUGCUUGCUUAGGGAUGGGCAGCAGCGGA